CCCCCGGAGUGGGUGGACGACGUCGAUGAGGCUAAAGAGCUGAUUCGCUCCAUCGAGAACACCCUGCGUGACCUACACGUGAUGCAUGAGAAGCAUGUCAACACCCCCAACAUGGAUACACAAGUGCAGGAAGAGCGGGCCAUUGAGAUUAAGACCUCGGAGAUCACGGCUACGUUUCAUCGCGGUCAGAAGCUGUUGACGUCCAUCCAACGCAAGGGCAAGGCUUCGGGCUCGGAACAGGAGAAGCGGGUGACGGAGAAUAUCGCUCGAGGUUUGGCCAGCGAGCUACAAGCCCUAUCUCAAACGUUCCGCAAGUCUCAAGGCACAUACCUCAAACGUAUGAAGGGGCGAGAGGAGAAAGAGAAGUCCUACGGGUUUGCAGCUGAGUUGGACGCGGCUGCGGAGGAGCUGGACGACAUCAACUUUGAUACAGGAUUUACGACGGGCCAGCAGGCACAGCUACGAGACAACACGGCCUUGAUUGCAGCUCGUGAGAACGAGAUUACCAAUAUUGUGCGCAGCAUCAACGAGCUGGCCAGCAUCUUCAAGGAUUUGGCCGUCCUUGUUGUGGACCAGGGCACGAUCCUUGAUCGAAUUGACUACAACCUGGAGCGGACCGAGCGGCACGUUGAGCAAGGGCGUAUCGAGUUGGAGCAGGCCAAUCAGUAUCAAAAAUCUGCCAGCAAGAAGUACUGCAUCAUUUUGCUAGGACUGAUUGUGUUGGCCAUGAUUUUUGUACUGAUUGUCAAGGGUCGCAUCUCUGAUCAGAAGAAGAAGCACGGCAGCAGUGACAACAACAACAACAACAACAACAGCUCCAAGAUUGAGCUCUUCUUUUCUUAA
Messenger RNA from Monosiga brevicollis MX1, 843 nucleotides. RefSeq lists its product as uncharacterized. Gene Ontology annotation, molecular function: SNARE binding; SNAP receptor activity. NCBI's taxonomy places the organism in Eukaryota, Choanoflagellata, Craspedida, Salpingoecidae. The record is from RefSeq and is a predicted model, not a curated record. The annotation marks the transcript as partial. The transcript is spliced from 7 exons. Gene Ontology annotation, cellular component: membrane; endomembrane system; SNARE complex. Gene Ontology annotation, biological process: vesicle-mediated transport; intracellular protein transport; vesicle fusion.